AUGGGGGACUGGAACUUGUUGGGCAGCAUCCUUGAAGAAGUGCACAUCCACUCCACCAUAGUUGGCAAAAUCUGGCUCACAAUCCUGUUCAUAUUCCGGAUGCUGGUGCUGGGAGUGGCUGCUGAAGAUGUCUGGGACGACGAGCAGUCCGAGUUCAUCUGCAACACAGAGCAACCUGGCUGCAACAACAUCUGUUAUGACAAAGCCUUUCCCAUCUCUUUGAUCAGAUACUGGGUUCUACAGAUCAUAUUUGUCUCCUCCCCAUCAUUAGUGUACAUGGGCCAUGCACUCUAUAGGUUAAGGGCGCUUGAGAAAGAGCGACAGAACAGGAAAGCCCACCUGCGGGCUCAGCUGGAAGACCUGGAACCCAUGCUCGAGGAACACAGGAGAGUAGAGAGAGAACUGCGUAAGCUGGAGGAACAGAAGAAAGUGAAUAAGGCACCCCUGAGAGGGUCCCUGCUGCGCACCUAUAUCCUACAUAUCCUGACCCGGUCGGUGGUCGAAGUGGGCUUUAUGAUAGAGAAGACCAUCUUUAUGGUUUUCAUGAACAGCAUCGCCGCCGUCUCCCUCUUCCUCAACAUCCUAGAAAUCGCCCACCUGGGCCUCAAGAAGAUCCAGAAGAGCCUCUGCGGGCAGCCGCAGUGGCCGGCAGGCCUCGCCGAGGAGGAUCCCAGCCUUACAACUCCAAGAAGAGCUCCGUGGUGCCGUCGCGCGCCCCGCCUGGCCAGCAACGCGGCCCGCCGCGCCCCGCGCCCGCCCCGCUCCCGCUACCGCCGCCGCGCCCGGCGCCGCCCGGCCCGCCGCCGGCCCGGGCGGCACCGCGGGCAGCUCCGGGGACGCCGCCGCCCCGCCGCCGGCACCACGGACAGCACCAGCCCUCCUCCAGCAGCGAGGAGGGCCGCGGGCCGCCGCGCCGGGCGGCGGGGCAGGGGCCGAAGCGGUGGGCGCCGGCCGCCGCCCGCCGGGCACCCCGCAGGCACAGCCGGUGAGCGACCUGCCGCGAUCUGGGAUGAGGAGCGCGGCGACUCCCCGGACAGCGGGCACUGCCCAGGAACGCGCAAGUCCAGCUUCCUCUCCCGCGUCCUCACCGGAGCCGGGCUGGGCAGCGACAGCGAGGGCACGCGUCCCGCGGCGGCUCCGGCCCCGGCUCCGGGUCCGUGUCCGGCUCUGAGGGGAAGCGCGCCGAGAGGGCGCGCCCAGCCCGCCGCCGCCAAAUAUGGGACGCCGCGUGUCCAUGGCAAGUAG
Messenger RNA from Manacus vitellinus (golden-collared manakin), 1245 nucleotides. It is a transcript of the gene GJA10, whose product is annotated as gap junction protein alpha 10. The coding region runs from base 1 to 1245 and encodes 414 amino acids. The transcript is spliced from 2 exons. The record is from RefSeq and is a predicted model, not a curated record. Gene Ontology annotation, biological process: cell communication. Gene Ontology annotation, cellular component: connexin complex. NCBI's taxonomy places the organism in Eukaryota, Metazoa, Chordata, Aves, Passeriformes, Pipridae.